Molecule: messenger RNA, 1922 nt
Organism: Argentina anserina (silverweed cinquefoil)
Lineage: Eukaryota; Viridiplantae; Streptophyta; Magnoliopsida; Rosales; Rosaceae
Product: autophagy-related protein 16
Exons: 5
Coding region: 225-1748 (507 amino acids)
Biological process (GO): autophagosome assembly
Cellular component (GO): autophagosome membrane
Molecular function (GO): protein binding
Source: RefSeq, a predicted model, not a curated record
CUCAACGAAAAGCUCCCAACUUUGAUCUCUCUCUAGGUUUUACUCAAACCCUAAUCCCAAUCCAAUUCCCCCUCUCACUAAUUCCCAGUCACAUUCGCAAAGCCACAAUUUCACAGCAAAAAUCAAAUUCCCUGUUCUCCGAGGCGAACGAUCACCGUCACCGCCGUGUUCACAUCCCGGAAUCGCCCCCGGGACAUGAUCGCUUCCUCCGACUCGAAACGAAUAUGUCUCAGGAUGAGGUUGCUAGGAGAGCGAUUAGGCACGCGCUGAAGGCUCUGCGGAAGCGGCAUUUGCUUGAAGAAGGUGCUCAUGCUCCGGCGUACACCGCUCUCGCCAAUCCCAUUGCUCAUCAGGGAUCAGAAUGGAAGGAGAAGGCGGAGACGUUGGAGCUCGAGCUUCAGCAGUGCUACAAGGCUCAAUCUCGGCUGUCGGAGCAGCUUGUGGUGGAAGUAGCAGAGUCCAGGUCUUCAAAAGCUCUACUCGAGGAGAAAGAGGCAGCGAUUACGGAUCAGCUGAACGAGCUGACGCAAAAGAGGGAUGAGUGCUCUCAGUUGAAGGCGGAGUUAGAGAAGAAGACUGAAGCUCUAGAGUUGGUUAUGAGUGAGAACAAUGAGAUACGGGCGCAGCUAGAAGAAAUGUCUGUUAGAGCCAAGAAUGCCGAAGCUGAAACUAAGGUGUUAAUUGACCGUUGGAUGUUGGAAAAGAUGAAGGAUGCUGAACGCCUAAAUGAGGCAAAUGCCCUAUAUGAAGACAUGCUUGAGCGGAUCAAGGUCAGCGGUUUACAAACACUUGCCAGGCAGCAAGUAGAUGGUGUGGUCCGCCAAAGUGAAGAAGGUGCUGAAUACUUUGUGGAGUCAACCAAUCCCUCUACAUGCAAGAACAGAGUCAAUGCCCAUGAUGGCGGCUGUGCUUCCAUAUUAUUCGAGUACAAUUCAGGUAAAUUGAUCUCUGGUGGACAAGAUGGGACAAUUAAAAAGUGGGAUACAAGUACAGGGGCUUUGACUAAUACACUCCAUGGUUGCAUUGGUUCUGUUAUUGAUCUUUCCAUUACCCAUGAUAAUAAAUAUAUCAUAGCAGCAAGUAGUUCGAACAAAUUGUAUGUGUGGGAUGCUAACUCAGGGAGGGUUCAACAUACUCUCACGGGUCACACAGAUAAAGUGUGUGCUGUAGAUGUCAGCAAGUUCUCAAGUCGACACAUUGUUAGUGCAGCUUAUGAUCGUACCAUAAAGGUUUGGGAUUUGCAGAAAGGCUACUGCACAAACACAAUUAUUUUCCCCAAAUACUGCAAUGCUCUCUGUUUCAGCAUGGAUGAACAGACCAUUUGCUCAGGUCAUGUGGAUGGAAAUCUUCGACUUUGGGAUAUUCAUAAAGGGAAGCUGCUCAAUGAAGUGGCUGCACACUCAAGUGCGGUAACCUCUAUAUCCUUGUCGCGAAGUGGCAACAUGAUAUUGACCAGUGGGAGGGACAACGUGCAUCACCUUUUUGAUAUGAGAACCCUAGAAGUUUGUGGGACGUUGAGAGGAAACAGAGUAGCAUCCAACUGGAGCAGAUCUUGUAUCAGUCCUGAUGACCAAUAUGUUGCAGCUGGAUCUGCUGAUGGUGCUGUCUACAUCUGGUCUAUAGCCAAAGCUGACAUUGUGAGUACCCUGAAGGAGCACACAAACUCUGUCCUCUGCUGCUCAUGGAGUGGACAUGGAUUACCUCUAGCUUCUGCAGACAAGAAUGGAGUCAUUUGUACUUGGACUUGAUGAGUAAAAUAUGUGAAUGAUAACUUCAUCUUUGUUUCCACAAGAAACUCUGUACAUAUUGUAUAAAAUUUGAUUAGUCUGGUGUAGAUAUUGAUGCAUUCCUAUUUCAGCCCUUGUGUGCAUUCUUCUCUGUUGCGCGCAUACACAAGUCUUGAAUAAAUUGUCGCCAACAAU